AUGGUCGUCGCUACUAUCAAGUGUGUGGUGGUCGGUGACGGUGCCGUGGGUAAAACAUGCUUGCUCAUCUCCUACACGACCAACAAGUUUCCCUCUGAAUAUGUGCCUACCGUCUUUGACAACUAUGCUGUGACGGUCAUGAUCGGCGAUGAACCCUAUACUUUGGGGCUGUUCGAUACUGCCGGUCAGGAGGAUUAUGAUCGUCUCCGUCCCUUGUCGUACCCUCAGACCGACGUCUUCCUCGUCUGCUUCUCCGUCACCUCACCCGCCUCAUUUGAGAACGUACGGGAAAAAUGGUUCCCCGAGGUGCAUCACCAUUGUCCCGGUGUGCCGUGCUUGAUCGUGGGUACCCAGACCGAUUUGCGGGAUGAUGCUAGUGUUCGCGAGAAGCUGGCCCGCCAGAAGAUGCAGCCCAUUCGGAAGGAGGACGGUGAUCGGAUGGCGAAGGAACUGGGUGCGGUGAAAUAUGUCGAGUGCUCUGCUCUGACGCAGUACAAGUUGAAAGACGUCUUCGACGAGGCCAUCGUUGCUGCCCUCGAGCCGGCGCCCAAGAAGAAGUCCAGAGGCUGCCGCCUGCUGUAA
This is a messenger RNA of Penicillium diatomitis, 582 nucleotides long. It is a transcript of the gene cdc42, whose product is annotated as Rho family GTPase CDC42. Gene Ontology annotation, biological process: small GTPase-mediated signal transduction. The transcript is spliced from 4 exons. Lineage: Eukaryota; Fungi; Ascomycota; Eurotiomycetes; Eurotiales; Aspergillaceae. Gene Ontology annotation, molecular function: GTPase activity; GTP binding. Bases 1 to 582 code for a protein of 193 amino acids. The record is from RefSeq and is a predicted model, not a curated record.